Molecule: messenger RNA, 1458 nt
Organism: Purpureocillium lilacinum
Lineage: Eukaryota; Fungi; Ascomycota; Sordariomycetes; Hypocreales; Ophiocordycipitaceae
Source: RefSeq, a predicted model, not a curated record
AUGGCGUCCGUUCAGGAUCUGGAAGAAUGGAUGCAAGAGGCCGGCAGCGCGCUCUCCAUCACCCUCGUCUCGCCGACUGCGUCUGGCGUGAAGCCCGUCGCCACCUUUCACCCAAAGUUCACAUACCCCAUCUUCGGCGACGAUGAGAAGAUCUUUGGCUACAAGGAUCUCAAGAUCAGUCUGCGCUUCCGCGCCAACGACAUGCGACCGCAUGUGCACACAACCUACAGCAAGAAGCUGAAGCCAGCCCCCGGUGUAGAGGAGCCGACUGAUGUGGUGGGCGUGCUGGACGAGGGCCACCACCUUCCAAAGAUUGCGUUUGUCAAAGGUUCGGACUUCGAGAGUGGCUCCAAGCAGCUUGGAGAUAACUACACCCCCCCGGGCAAGCUUCAUGCGACCCUCAAUGGUGCAGACGGUCAAUACGAGGUCUGGCGAGGCAGCCUGGAUGACGCGGCCGUCCGACAGCUCAACACCCGCGUCCAGAUAUUUGUGCCGCUGUUCAUCGAAGGCGGCACCUACAUUGGUCAAGACACCGAGUCGGAGUCGCCCGACAUCAACAUCUCUGAUGCCGACCGUUGGACCCUCUUCUUCCUGUACAAGACGCAGCCGUCCGACAUUGAGCCCGGCAAGAAGUCGUACAUCUUCGUCGGAUACUCGACCGUCUACCGCUUCUUCUUCUUCCAGCCACCCACACCUCCUCAGUCCCCCAGGGAGGACUGGGAGCUGCCGGAGGGACACAUGGAUCUCGCAGAGCUGCCUUGCCGAACACGACUGUCGCAGUUCAUUAUUCUCCCACCGUUCCAGGGCCAAGGCAACGGCCAUCUCCUGUACAAGACCAUCUUCGACUACUACCACAAACAUCCCCAGACCCACGAGUUCACCGUGGAAAACCCCAGCGAGGUGUUUGAUGACCUGCGAGACAUCUGCGACCUCACCUUUCUCAACACAAUGCCCGAAUUCCAGGCGCUACUCCUUGACAGCUCGGUGACAAUACCGAAAUCCGGCCCUAUGCCUGCUCUCAUUCUGGGCGCCGACACGAUCGAAGACGUGAGGAAAAAGGCAAAGAUUGCACCUCGACAGUUUGCACGUGUCCUGGAGAUGCACCUCAUGUCCCAGUUGCCGCCCUCGGUGCGACCGAGCCUGGACCUGGACGCCAUCGUCCCGGAGCCAACCAAGGCGGACAAGCACAAGGAAAGACUGUGGCAAUUGAUUGUCAAGCAGCGGCUUUACAAGCAAAACAGGGAACUCCUCGCGCAGAUUGACCAGUCGGAGCGUAUCGAGAAGCUGAGGGAGACCCUGACAGGCGUGGAAUUGGAGUAUGCACGAGUACUUGCUGCGCACGAGCGAGCCAUGUCGCAUGCGGAGACUUCUCCGCGGAGGGAGUCGAAUGGCAAGCGGAAGCUGGACGAAGCUGAGGCUGCCGAGCCCAGCAAGAAGGCUAGGGUCGAGGACGAAUGA